Messenger RNA from Nicotiana attenuata, 1062 nucleotides. RefSeq names its product NAC transcription factor 29-like. The record is from RefSeq and is a predicted model, not a curated record. The transcript has 5 exons. Gene Ontology annotation, molecular function: DNA binding. Bases 1 to 1062 code for a protein of 353 amino acids. Gene Ontology annotation, biological process: regulation of DNA-templated transcription. NCBI's taxonomy places the organism in Eukaryota, Viridiplantae, Streptophyta, Magnoliopsida, Solanales, Solanaceae.
AUGGAGUCUGAUAAGCAAAUUCAGGCGAAUUUCAAGGUAGACGUCUAUGAUUCUUUGGAUUUUCCACCGGGCUAUCGCUUUUGUCCCCGCGACGAUGAACUCAUCGUUCAUUAUCUCAAGAAGAAAGUCAUGAAUGAACCUUUACCUUCUAAUGAAAUCAAGGAAGUCAACCUUUGCAUGCAUAGUCCUCAACAACUUUCAGAGACAUAUCCUGUGGUUGGAGAAAAGGAAUGGUAUUUUUUCACUCCAAGGGAUAAAAAAUAUAUAAAUGGAACGAGGCCAAACCGAGCUGCUGGAACAGGCUACUGGAAGGCUACUGGAGCAGACAGACCUAUAAACCACAAUGGUUCAAUAGUUGGGUUCAGAAAAGCUUUGGUUUUCUACCAUGGUAAACGUCAGAAAGGAAAAAAAACCAACUGGAUUAUGCAUGAAUAUAGAGUGAACGAAUCUCGUGUUGAGAGAAAAGACGGAAAUACCUGGAGGCUCGACAGUUGGGUCUUAUGCAGAAUUUAUCAAAAAGUUGAUAAGUCAUUAAAAACCAUUGGAAGAGAACUGAACUCUCCUCUUAGUAUCAAUGAUCAAGUUGGUAUGGACUGUGACUAUGAAGGAACAACAGAUUCAAUUGGAACUGAUACAACAUUUGAAGAAAAUGUUCAAUUGCUCGAUAUCUCUGAUAAUUCCUCAGAUAUCCUUGUUGAUUCUUCUAUUAAGAAAUUCGCCAAGUUGAACGUUGAUUAUGCUUAUCCUUUGCAUGAUGAAGCAAACUUUAACAUGGCACAAGAAAAUUUUACGUGGAACGAUUUUACCUCUGAUUAUAUGAAUGAUGUUCAAUGGGAUUUUCCGAGUUGGUUGUUAAUGCACCAGCAGAGGGAGGUAACCAUCCAGCACGAGUUCAGGCAAGGGAAUAGGGUAGCUCAUCAAAUGGCAAAGAAGGCAACUGCUGAUCUAAUGAAGGAGAAGAAAGUUUUUGUGGAACCACCAUAUGAUGUAAAAUGUUUCGUGGAAAGUGACUUACUAGAACAAUAUGUUUUUGGAAAAUUCCUAUCUUAUGAUGCUUGCUAA